Messenger RNA from Dermacentor silvarum, 5926 nucleotides. Its product is annotated as endoplasmic reticulum aminopeptidase 2. Gene Ontology annotation, cellular component: cytoplasm. Gene Ontology annotation, biological process: proteolysis; peptide catabolic process. Gene Ontology annotation, molecular function: metalloaminopeptidase activity; peptide binding; zinc ion binding. The record is from RefSeq and is a predicted model, not a curated record. NCBI's taxonomy places the organism in Eukaryota, Metazoa, Arthropoda, Arachnida, Ixodida, Ixodidae. The transcript has 17 exons. Bases 439 to 3102 code for a protein of 887 amino acids.
GUGUCUGUUAUCUCCUAGCUUGUCAAGCGCCAAUAAUAUGUUAGGUCCUCGUUUUAUAUCGUUUCCAUCAUGGAUUACUUGAACAACGCUUGAACAAUAGAUCUCAGCUGCAGGGUAUCGGGACAGCGCGUUUGUCGAGAGCGCCUGCCUGCUGGGUAGCGACAGCAUCCGCCGCCGCCGCCGCCGCAUCCUCCGUCCGCAUCAUGAUGAAAGAGGGAGACGUCGACUAUGUUGCUUUCCUCACCGGAUUCAGGAAGCAACGGAUGGUUUUAGAGAUUAAGAUGAAAAGCUGUUUGUCCUUGGACCUUUAAAAAAAAUGACAACAAGCUGCUCGGUCGCACGUACACCAGCUGCCCACGGCACCGAGCUCUGCUGCUGGUAGCAGGCACCUUGGCGGCGCUGGUGUUCGUAGCUCUGGUAGCAGCCCUGGCCCGACCCAUGUCGCGCUGUCCCCCGGUGGCUCGCCCUGAGGAGUCGACACCGGGUUGGUCACUCCGGCCAACUCCCCCGCCAGCCGAUCCGUGGCCGCACGUGAGGCUGCCUGACUUUGCCCAGCCUACCCACUAUGAGCUGGCGCUGCACCCCAACCUGACGACUGCCACCAGCUUUGGUUCUGUCAACAUCAGCCUGCAGUUUGUGCGCUCAUCAGACUUUAUAAUAGUACAUGCCAAGAACCUGAGCUUUCUCCAAGUCGGUCUGUACAAUGCCUCGACUGCCCAAGUGAAAGGCUUGCACUAUGUGCCCCUGCAUGACCAGGUGUACAUACAGCUGAAUGAGUCCAUACCAGCAGGCAGCCAGGUGACACUGCACAUUGCAUUCUCGGGCACGCUGGACCGUGACCUCGUGGGGCUGUACCUGAGCUCGUAUGUGACGGCAGCCAACGAAACCCGGCGCCUGGCAGCCACCCAGUUUGAGCCCACAUCGGCGCGGCGUGCCUUUCCCUGCCUGGACGAGCCUGCCCUGAAGGCCAGCUUUGAGCUCGUACUGGUGCACGAGCAGAGCCACCAAGCGUACGCCAACACACGCCGCCAGAGCCUGCGGUCAUUUGGGGGACGGCUGGUUUCGAGCCGCUUUGAGCGCUCUCUACGCAUGAGCACCUACCUGGUGGCCUUUGUUAUCUGCGACUACGCGGCUCUGACCAGCCAGCUGGGUGCAGUGCAGCUGCGAGUACUUGUGCCAGAGGAACUGAGUGCACAAGGUCAUUUUGCACUCAACAUGAUGAAGCGUUCGCUGGAGUUCUUCAAUGACUUCUUCAGCAUACCAUACCCCAUGAGCAAGCUGGACCUGGUCGGUGUGCCUGACUUCGGUCCCGGGGCCAUGGAGAACUGGGGCCUGGUCACGUUCCGCAUGAGCUCGCUGCUGUAUGACGAGGCGGUGACGCCCGUGCGCAGCCAGGAGCGUGUGGCUUCCACAGUGGCGCACGAGAUUGCCCACCAGUGGUUUGGCAACCUGGUGACCAUGCGCUGGUGGGACGACCUGUGGCUCAACGAGGGGCUUGCCACCUUCCUCGAGGUGGUCUGCCUCCAGCAGCUGCAGCCCGAGUGGCGGCCCGCCGAGCUGUUUCCUUAUUCGACCACCCAGCCUGCGCUGGAGCUGGACAGCCUGGACACCAGCCACCCGGUGUCAACUAGCGUGCGCGACCCAGCCGACAUUGAUGCCCUCUUUGACUCCAUCUCCUACAACAAGGGUGCAGCCAUUGUGGCCAUGCUGGAGGGCUUCCUGGGACGGCAGCAGCUACGGAAAGGCCUGACCCAGUAUCUGAACACAUAUCGUUACCACAGCGCUGACACUGCAGACCUCUGGGACACCUUCACAAAUGUGACCUCUGGCCAGGUGGGCGUUUCACAGGUCAUGGAGACGUGGACACGACAGAAAGGCUUCCCACUUGUGCGAUUUUCAGUCAGCAGUGAUGGAUGGCUGCAUGCUACACAGCGACGAUUCCAGCUCCUGCCUGCUGACCUGGUCACUGAUGUGGCAAGGUGGCACGUGCCGCUCACUUUUGUCACGGAUAGCGGUCAACAGCAGCUGCUUUGGAUGAACAGCACUGAUCUGGAUGUGCCCCUCGGUGAGUCGGUGCCAUCCUGGAUCAAGGCCAAUGUGAACCAGACAGGCUUCUACCGGGUCAACUACGAUGCAUCGAACUGGGUGGCCUUGAUGGGCCAGCUUCAGCGUGACCACCAGGCACUGUGGCCAGCAGACAGGGCGAGCCUACUCGAUGAUGCCUUCACCCUAGCCAGGGCUGGGGAGCUGAACCUGUCGGUGGCAUUGGAGCUGGCAAGCUACCUGAAGAAAGAGCGGGACUUUGGGCCAUGGGCAACAGCGUUGCCCCAUUUGCUUGACCUGCAACGCAUGGGCAGUGACUCUGACUGGCUGCCUGUUCUGCAGGAGCAUCUCUUAUCACUUCUGAGACCUGUUCUGGCUGACUUGGGAUGGGAGGACACAGGCUCCCACCUCGACAGAAAGCUUCGUGCCGAAAUUCUCCAUGCUGCCCUUGAGCUGGAAGAUGAACAGGUGCUGCAGGAGGCCAGCCGUCGCUUUGGACAGUGGAUGUACGGACAACGAAGACUGGGAGCCAACCUGAAGGACGUGGUGUACCAAGCGGGCAUACGCCAGGGGGGUCGGCGCGCCUGGCAGCACUGCUGGCAGCACUACCUGUCUUCCCGGGUGCCCUCAGAGAAGGCCCUGCUGCUCCAGGCCCUGGGGGCAUCGCCCAGCCGAUGGCAGCUGCAGCAAUACCUGCAGUUCUCACUGGAGCCAGACAAGGUACGUGCCCAAGACACACACACGGUCAUUGGCGUCGUGGCCAGCAACCCUGCUGGUCAUUUGCUGACCUGGCACUUCCUCAAGAGCCAUUGGGACGCUAUUUACAGUCUUUUCAAGGAGACAACAUUCUCUCUGGACAGCAUCCUAUCAGCUCUGCUGCCAAGGUUUCACACCGAGUAUGACUACCAAGAGGUGAAGCAGUUCUUUGGCCAAGUGGAGUUGCAGUCUGGCCGGCUGGCCCUGGACCAGGCACUGGAGCGCAUCCGCUCAAACAUCUUCUGGGCUGAGCACGUGGAGCCACAGCUGCGCCAGUGGCUGCUGCAGCUCCCGACCACCUAGGCAACCAGAGCACUGCGUGCAUGUCACGAGGGCCUUCAUCUUUAGGACCAGAAGCAUCUCUGCUAUGUAUACUCAAAAGAAGUUUGGGGCAUAUCUUGUCCUCAAACAAUAAUCAUCAUCCGAUGUCUUGCUUAAUUGCCUCUCCUUUCUUGAAAACAGAUGCCGUUCGUGGCCUGGAAGUACCGGGCGUUAAAGAAUGGAAAGGCAUGCUAAAUAGAUGACGAUUAUUGUUAGGGGACACGACGAUAAACCACAGGGUGCUAACUUUACUUGGAGGGUACUUGACAGCCACAUGCAAAACUACAAGUCCGCAAGUAUUUGCCUUCUUUCUGCAGGGUUCGUACAGGGUUCCAAGGCAAAAAUUCAAGGAUAUUCCAGGACUUUCCAGGACCUGUAACAGGUUUUUCAAGGACUCAAACAGGUAUCCAAAGUAGAAUUUCUUUACUCUAACAUUUCCAAAAGUGACUAGUUUUAUUGCACUUACAAUAAAUAAAUGUAUAUCACAAUUAUAAUAAAAGGUCUAGCCUUGAUAACUUCUCAUGAUCACAACACAAAAUGAAGGCUUACAACAGCGGAUGAGAUUUCUCCAGUAUAGGCUGGGUAAAGUUCACCAAAAAUAUUCAAAACAUUCAGCAUAGGGUUAUUGCGCUAAAUUAAAAAGAAAUAAAUGUAUAUCCCAAUGAUGUUAAUAUUGUGUAGCCUUGAUCACUUUGCAAGUUCACAACAAUACCGAACAAAAAAAAGUUCUCAAAACACACUGAAUGCUCUCAACAGCUACUCUGACUUCUCCAGUAUUAACUGGGCAAGUUUACCGAACAUUUCCAAACCUUUCAGUGUAGCCUUGCUACAAAUCCAUUAUAUUAUAAAAAAUAGAUGUACAUUAUAUUGCAAUUUUGUAUAACAUGUCUUGAUCAUUUCUCAAGUCCGCAAUAUUAAAAGGUAACACAAGAAGCACUCACAACAGCUCUCAGGCUUCUGCAGUAUUAGCUGGGUUGGUUCAUCAAACAUUUCCAAAACAUUCAGCAUAACGUUAUUGCACUUAUAAUAUCAUAAAUAAUAUUAUAACAAACCUCCACCCGAAGGCACAAAGGCACUGAGCAUUAGUGGUAAAGUUGCUCCACUAUCGCUCUCUUUAGCUUCACCUUGCGCGCAAGAGGGAAAGUGGGAAAAGGCAGACCCACGAGCGAGGAGUCAAACGAGCAAUAGGAUGAGGAAAGCAGCGUAAACACUGCCAGCCGAGCCAGCACCCAAGUGCGGCACGCAUCUCUCACUCCGCACGGUUUGACGUGGUGAAGCCUUUUAUUUUUUCCCCGCAGUUCUGCAAUACGGAACCGUGCGUGCUUGUGCCAGCGUAUUGCUUCUGAAAUGGGGAGUAUGUGAUAUCGAUGCCGAUCUACCACAGAAAGGAGGUCGCAAUGUCGAUAUCAGAGUGCAUUGCUCACGAAAUUCAAGGAUUUUCAAGGAAGGAAAAAAAUUCCACGACUUUCAAGGGCCUUGAAAACGCACUUUUCAAUUUCAAUGGUUUUCAAGGAUUUCAAGGACCUGUACGCACCCUGUUUCUGCAGCAUGUAAUUGCAGGGUGCUUUCCUAUAGGAUCUGGACAGCAUCCUGUGUUUGUGCUGCACAGGAAAAGCUACAGUGCAUUGUUGCCGGACACCAACUGUGUUGGUGUGUCCUGUAGUACUUCAACAUUUUGCAGUGGUUUGCGCAAAACAAGAGCAACCUAGCCAUUCAAUAUAGUUCUCAACAUGCCAUUUCAGAGCUAACAAUAGUCCACAUUACUGUCUUAGACAAAGUAAAAUAUUUUGCAGUUGCACAUUCUUAGAGGCUGCAUUAGAAGUUAAAAGGAUGAAAACUGAACAUGAGUCUGAGCUUAACUUCUUUAUAGAUAAAAAUAUUAAAUGUGAUUAGCAUUCUUAGGACACUUCACCCACUUUCUGGUAUCUGUGCUGGUAUCUAAAUGUUUUACUUUCAUGCCAACUUUUGUAACGGUGUAUGUGCCUCUUCAGUGACAAAAAAAAUUUUUUUAUUUAUCCAGUGCUGGGUGGAAUGAAAACCAUGUCAUGUCUAUUCGUACACUUUUGUAUGAAUUCUUUUGUCUGUUUAUUCGUACACUUUUGUCAUGUGUGGACUUCGUGGCGGUGUUGUUAGAUGGUGCAGCGUGUCUAUUUCAGCAUUGCUUCAAUGCUAAUGGCAUUAACGUCGUGAUUUAUUGCAAGAUUGUUUCAGCCAAAAUUCUUUCUUAAAUGCACAAAGUUUUUGUGUUGUGAGAAUGCAAAAAAAUAAUAUUUCAUUGCAUUUGCUGCCUUGAGGUUUUUAAAGCAGAACUGAAUGCAGGGAUAUAAUGAAAAAGUGUGCUGUUGUCUCUCCAUUCUAUCACCAGUUGCUUUUUUUAAACUUGGAAAAUGCAUUAAUGGCACGUUGUAAAACAUUUGUGAUUGUAGAAAUCAUUGUGUGCGUGGCAACUACAUGUAUUGCAGGAUUGUGUUUACGUGAGCUAGUUCGUGAAUGAUAGUAACUUAGCUAGCCACUGUAAAGAUUGCUGCUGCGUGCCAGAUUUUUGGUGUUGUGUCAUAAAAGGAUAUAGGGAGCAAAAAUAAUGUGAUGUACGGGAAGCGCACGCAAUUUUGAAAAGAGGCAAUGAAUGUGUAAGCAUGCUAUCACUGAACUUGCAUGAAAAGGAGUUGUUUCUUUCAUUUUCAAGUCAACAGUGGUCACAUGGUUGUACGUGUAUGUUUUGUUGUUGUUUCCCUUUCCUGUUGUGUAUGCACUUUUUCUGUAUAUAUGGAGUUGGCAAAAAAAUAAAUGCAAUGGUUGCUAGUCA